Molecule: messenger RNA, 2180 nt
Organism: Pyrus x bretschneideri (Chinese white pear)
Lineage: Eukaryota; Viridiplantae; Streptophyta; Magnoliopsida; Rosales; Rosaceae
Product: probable protein phosphatase 2C 6
Exons: 5
Coding region: 143-1768 (541 amino acids)
Biological process (GO): protein dephosphorylation
Molecular function (GO): protein serine/threonine phosphatase activity
Source: RefSeq, a predicted model, not a curated record
CAUGUGACAAAGCGUGCACCUACCCAUCGUCCUCCACUGUGCUCCAUUUUUUGAAUUGAAUCUCUGCGACAAAAGAAUCUCCGGAUCCGAUUUGGCGAAUUGGUUUUUUUUUUCCGGAGCACCGCAUAAAUUCGAAUACCAAAUGGGUUCGUGUUGUUCGACUCAGAAAAGCUUGGGGCAGAGGAGUGAUAUGGUGGAGCAGAGCAAAGUGGACUACGCCGACGACGCUUCUCCGAAGGCCAAAGGCGGCUCGAAACGGUGGAAGAGGAAGAAGCCGAGAGCUGAGCAAGCGGGUUGCGGAGAUUUGGGCCAUCAGAUUGGUAUUCCGGGCAGAUUGAUCGGCAAUGGAGGCAGCAAAGUCGCCUGCUUGUAUACCCAGCAGGGAAAGAAAGGGACCAAUCAGGACGCCAUGCUUGUCUGGGAGAAUUUUGCCACAAGAAGUGAUACAACAUUUUGUGGGGUGUUUGAUGGCCACGGUCCAUUUGGUCACGUGGUCGCCAAGAAAGUUCGGGAUUCUCUUCCUCUUAUACUAUGUACUCAGUGGAAAGCUAAUUCAAACAGUGAUCUGAGCAAUCUCAAUAAGGCUGAGAAUGCGAAUGGGAGCUCUAAUUUGGAGGAACCUGCAUCGCCAAGCAUUGAUGAUGAAUGGUGCGAAUCAUUGGAGGUUCAGGCAAAUGAAAAUCUACCUGACAUGUAUCUCCCACUAAAAAAGUCAUUCUUAAAGGCUUUCAAGUUAAUGGACAAGGAACUAAAAUUGCAUCCAACCAUCGAUUGCUUCUGCAGUGGCACGACUGCUGUUACAUUGGUAAAGCAGGGUCAGAAUCUUGUAAUUGGAAAUGUUGGGGAUUCAAGGGCUGUGCUAGCAACGAGAGACCAAGACAACUCUCUGAUUGCUGUACAAUUGACAGUUGAUUUAAAGCCAGAUCUUCCUGCGGAAUCUGCUAGGAUCCAGCAAUGCAAGGGAAGGGUAUUUGCUUUGCAGGAUGAGCCAGAGGUUGCUCGUGUAUGGUUGCCGAAUAAUGAUUCUCCUGGUUUGGCAAUGGCUAGAGCCUUUGGAGAUUUCUGUCUGAAGGAUUUUGGUUUAAUUUCUGUGCCUGAUGUUUUCUAUCACCAUCUUACUGAAAGAGAUGAGUUCAUAAUUCUUGCCACCGAUGGGGUCUGGGACGUCCUUUCAAACAAGGAGGCUGUUGAAAUUGUAGCUUCUGCCCCCGGUCAUACAACAGCAGCCAGGGCUCUAGUGGACUGUGCCGUUAGAGCCUGGAGGCUCAAAUACCCUACUUCCAAGAAUGAUGAUUGUGCUGUUGUAUGCCUUUUUCUAGAAAAGUUGUCUGAAGCUGGUGAGGCUGUGACAGAGAAUGAUAUGAUGAAGAUUAAUGAAGAGACGAAGGUUAAUGAAAUGAUGAAGAUUAAUGACAAGACAAAGAGUAAUGAAGAGACGAAGAUUAACGGAGAGGCAAUGGAGAGGAUGGCAAUAACAGAAGAGAAUACUGAGGAUUCAGAAACUGGUAGUUCUCAUGCUGUUCUUGAGCAUUCGGGUACCAUACGAAGCUCUGAUGAGAUUGUGCCCGUAUCUGAUUCAACAGAACAAAAGCUUCCAACGAAGUUCGAGGGCCAGUCUAAAAGAAGUUUAGCAGAAUGCAUUUCAACAAAAGAGGACGAGGACUGGUCGGCCUUGGAAGGUAUUACCCGCGUUAACAGUCUGUUAAGCAUUCCCAGACUCUUAUCCGGUGAUAAAAGAGCUGCCAGUUGGAGAAAAAAGUGGCUAUGAAACAUCGAAGGGAUCUCCUUCGGUUUCAAUCUCAACAAAAAAGUUCAUAAAUGAUACCUGUUACACAGCUACAUUUCCGUUCUCAAAAAUUGAUCAUUCAGAUUCACAGUUAGAGAAUCGGGCACUUUCAGGUUGCCAGAUACGGUGUUCACACAGGUAUCACACACUUCCUAGAUAUAUCAGUAAGCCGUCAUAUGUUAAGCAGCCUCUAUUUUUGUUGACUAGUGGCCAUGCAAAUGUUGUUAGUGAUAUUGCUUUUUGGAAUAUGGAUGAACAACUAUAUUGUAGUCUAGUGAAAUCGAGCCGUCGUUUUGUGUUAUUUUUCACUUUGAAACCUUGUCUACAGAUAGCGAACCACAACGCUUUCCUCGUUUGUUUUCGUGAUUAUUUGUAUCCCUAUUUUUCUCCUUCA